Octopus bimaculoides (California two-spot octopus) is the source of this 636-nucleotide messenger RNA. Its product is annotated as U24-ctenitoxin-Pn1a-like. Gene Ontology annotation, cellular component: basement membrane. Gene Ontology annotation, biological process: cell-matrix adhesion. Lineage: Eukaryota; Metazoa; Mollusca; Cephalopoda; Octopoda; Octopodidae. The record is from RefSeq and is a predicted model, not a curated record.
UAUGACUGGUCAAUAACUUUGCAAACUGUCGAGACACAGCGGUUCUUCUGUCUUUGUGAGGAAAGAUCUAAUUUAAUUAUUUUCUAUCCACCAGCCUGGGAUAGUUGUUUCCAUUCUAAUUUACCAUUUCUCUUCAUUUUAGAACCAUUGGCCGCUUCCCCUGCAAAACCUUGUACACAACUGAAAUCGGAGACUGAGGGCAAAAAUUUACUUGGAGCAUUUAUUCCUCGAUGUGAACCUGAUGGAACUUUCUCUGCUGUCCAGUGUCAUGGAUCAGUGUGUUACUGUGCACACACAGAUGGUACUCGUAUCCAAGGAUUCCAAUCAGCCAUUCAUGAAAGCCAAGGAAUGAAUUGCAACUGUGCCCGCCAUAAGUUCGCAUAUGGAAAGACUGGCUUGAUUGGCAAACUGUUCCGCUGUGAACCCAACGGUAAUUACAACAAAAUCCAAUGUACUGGAAGUGCGUGUUAUUGUGUUGAUGAAGUUGGCAAACAAGUUGGUAAAUCAGUUCAUAUUACCCAGAGUGAAUCAAUGAACUGCUAGGGGGACACUGCCAAAGAUCUCUGCUUGAGAGAAAUUUGACUCAGGGUUUUAUUUUGAUGUCACAAUAAAAAAAAAAUUGAAAUAAUUUUUGAA